AUGCUCAACCAGCCUCCAGGCAAUGACGGGACUUCGGACCCAGCCAAGAAGCCUGUGCUGCCCCGCGGCGCCCGCAAAAACUGCUGGAUGUGCAAGGCCACUGACCACGAGCUGUCCACGUGCCUGGCCGUGACGGAUCCGGGCGAGCGUGAAGCAGUGCAGUGGCGGGUUCAUUUGGCCAAGACGAAGACUAAGGCGCCUGCCACGGUCAGCCAGGCCACACCACACGCGUCGCUCAACUGCACUCGCAGCACAUCCUCGUUCAAGAGCCUGAGCAUACCGCUCUUCGUCAACUUGUCUGGCCCCUUGCUCAACACGAAUGGCCAGCACAUUGUCCCGUCGAUCGUGCUCCUGCUUUCGUCUGCUUAG
Saprolegnia parasitica CBS 223.65 is the source of this 369-nucleotide messenger RNA. RefSeq lists its product as hypothetical. The transcript has 3 exons. The record is from RefSeq and is a predicted model, not a curated record. The coding region runs from base 1 to 369 and encodes 122 amino acids. Lineage: Eukaryota; Oomycota; Saprolegniomycetes; Saprolegniales; Saprolegniaceae.